This is a messenger RNA of Nomia melanderi (Alkali bee), 2095 nucleotides long. Its product is annotated as tether containing UBX domain for GLUT4. Gene Ontology annotation, molecular function: protein binding. Lineage: Eukaryota; Metazoa; Arthropoda; Insecta; Hymenoptera; Halictidae. The record is from RefSeq and is a predicted model, not a curated record. Gene Ontology annotation, cellular component: vesicle membrane; cytoplasm; nucleus. Gene Ontology annotation, biological process: intracellular protein transport; glucose homeostasis; signal transduction.
CAUAGAAGAGGCUUCCCUCUAUAAAAUCACAUUGAAACGAAUAUGGACAGAAAUUUUUUAAAUUUCGUAAAGCCGUUUGAUUUUUAAACUAGUAGAAGGAAACAAGUAAUUUCAGUUCCUUGCUUCGUUUUAUAACCGAAAAGAAGGCUAUUUAGGCUACAGAAUAAAUCAAACAAACGCGCGAAAAAACAAACUUUAUAAUUAGCAGAUUUGUCUCUUUUUGAGCUUGUCGUUGUGAAACAGCCAUUAAAUAUCGGAAACUUUUAUUUUCACUGGUGACUUUCGGUAACCGGAGUGUGGUGAGACCAUCCUAACCUCUAAUAUUGUUGAUGUUUGUGAACUGUUGAAUUUUCGAUAUACAUAUUAUGGCAGCAAACAAAAGUGUUACCGUGCUUACGCCAAAUGCACGUAGACAAACUGUUAAAAUUACACCAAACACUACAAUUUUUCAAGUUUUGGAAGAAGCAUGCAAAAAACAUGGAUAUAACGUAGAUGAUUAUGAUAUUAAGUACCGUAAUCAGGUGUUAGAUAUUAAUACAAUAUUUAGAUUUACUGUAAUACCAAAUCAUGCACAAUUAGAAAUGGUACCAUGUACAAAAGCACGCUCUAAAUCAACUGUUACAGUAUGUAUACAAUUAGAAAGUGGAGAACGAGUAAUGAAUGACUUUACGCCUAAUAUGACAUUAGCUGAUGUUUUAUUACAAAUGUGCCCAAAUGAAGAACUUGAUAAAACAGUUUUAACAUAUAUGCAUCGUGAGGUUUACGGAACGACAGCUUUGAAAAGUACGACUUUAAGUUUGUUAGGACUUACUCACGGUAAAGCAAUGUUACGUUUAAUGCAUCGAAAUUCGGAAGAGACAAAUAGUACAACUUGCACUACUUCCUCUAAAUCGUCAAACACUAACGAGAAAACCGGAACAAGUGGUAAAAAUAAUGAAACUGAAUCUUCUCGAUUAACUAAUUGUAACCGAGCUUCAGAUUCUAUGAUUGUAGAAAAAACUACAGAAGAAGAGUCAAAGAAAUUACAAGAUUGUUCUGAAGAAACGGAAACAAAAGAAAGCAAUAAAAGCAAAAUAUGUACAACAGAGGAGAAUGAACCAGUACCAUCAACAAGUACAACUUAUCCUAACGAUAAUAAUACAGAUAUAACAGAAUCAUGCACGCAGGAUGAAAUGGAGGAUACAAAUCAAAUAGAAUUCUUAGGCGAGAGAAAUGCUUUGGUUUUCAAUCAUGCUAUGGUUCAAGCAUUAUCCAGAGAUGAAUUUCCAGACAGUUUUUAUGAUUUAACAGUUGAUGAUGCAAAAGUACUAUUACGAGAUGCUAAACGUCGCAGAGAAGAGUUAGAGGAAGCUCCUCUUUUAACAACUGUUCAGCGUGAAGCAAAUCAUGAACAACAAACAUCAACUAAAUUAGACAAAUACUAUCAGAGCAUAAUCCGUAUACAAUUUCCGGAUCAAUUUGUACUUCAAGGCCUAUUUGAAUCAUUUGAAACAGUACAAACGAUAAAAAAUUUUAUAGCAGAUUAUUUGAGUGAUCCAAAUAGCGAUUUUACAAUUUUUACUGCACCCCCGAAACACAUUUUGGAUCCCGAUAAACGUUUAAUCGAUGAGGAUUUGGUUCCUUCUGCUAUUAUUUAUUAUUCCGGAUCGUCAAAUUUAAAACCAGAAAUUAAAGAAAAACUAAUAGAUCCUAAAGAAAUUGAAAUUCAAGUUAAUAAAGUUAGAAUGUCAAUGGUUAACCCACGAAGCCCAAGAAUAAAAAAAAAUACUACUUCAAUUAAUGCAGAUAGUAAAUCAAAUUGUAAUGCAAACACUGAUACGUCAUUAAGUGAAAAUAAAACAAAAGCUCCAAAAUGGUUUAAUCCAUCGUUAAAAUAGCGAAGUAACUUUAUCAUGUAAGGAUGCUUUAUUAAUUUGUAUGUACAUAAUAAUACACAAAUAAGUGUAUGCAUUUUUAUAUUACUAUUAUUAUAUUCAAUUAAGUGAUUCAAUGUACGUUUGUAAGCCGAACACUAACAUAAAACUAAAUUACGUGUAUAAAAAAAUGUUAACUCUGUUAUAAUUCCUAAAGAUAUGAAGUGUGAUAUUAUGAACUA